Messenger RNA from Paraphaeosphaeria sporulosa, 1715 nucleotides. Its product is annotated as methionine permease. The transcript is spliced from 4 exons. Gene Ontology annotation, molecular function: L-amino acid transmembrane transporter activity. NCBI's taxonomy places the organism in Eukaryota, Fungi, Ascomycota, Dothideomycetes, Pleosporales, Didymosphaeriaceae. Gene Ontology annotation, biological process: amino acid transmembrane transport. The coding region runs from base 1 to 1623 and encodes 540 amino acids. Gene Ontology annotation, cellular component: membrane. The record is from RefSeq and is a predicted model, not a curated record.
AUGGCCACCGACGUACUGGAAGACCGCCCUUUGCUUGAACGCUCUCCUUCAUUUACUGGAAGCUCAAAGACGCUGAACGACAGCGAUGAAGAAUCUUAUGGAUCGAUCGCGCAUGGUACAACGCGUACUAUCGAAGACGAUGUCCUCCCGGAAACCUCGACAUUAGGGCGAACCAUCAGUUGGCCAAGUGCCUAUAUCAUAGUCAUCUCUCGAGUUAUCGGAAGCGGGAUAUUUGCGACACCGGGAGUUAUCGUCAAGUCGGUCGGAAGUGUAGGGCUCAGUUUGUCUCUAUGGGUUCUGGGUGCCAUUAUUGCGGCUUGUUCCUUGGCUGUGACGCUGGAGUAUGGAUGCAUGCUGCCUCGCUCAGGUGGUGAAAAAGUCUAUCUCGAGUUUACAUACCGUAAACCCAGAUUUCUUGCAUCCACCCUAGUCGCUGUGCAAGCGGUACUGCUGGGCUUCACGGCAAGCAACUGCAUAAUAUUCGCGCAGUAUUCCCUCUUCGCAUUCGAUAUUGAGGCGACAGAUUUUCGACGCAAGUCCCUUGCCGUGGGUCUGCUUACUGCGAUUACAAUCGUUCACGGAUGCUUCCUUCGCACUGGAAUAUGGAUACAAAACGUUCUAGGUUGGAUCAAAGUAGGGCUGGUUAUAUUCAUGGUUUUGGCUGGACUGUUCGUUGUCGCUUUCCGGGAGCGCAACACUGACGGCACCAAAAGUCAUUUCCCGACUGGAGAUCAACUGUGGGAAGACACAAAUUGGGACUGGGGAAUCAUCGCUACCUCGCUUUUCAAGGUGUUCUACUCGUACGCUGGGCUUGGAAACAUCAACAACGUCCUCAAUGAAGUCAAGAACCCGAUUCGAACACUUAAAUCGGUCUCUAUCACUUCGCUAGCCACCGCCUGCAUCCUGUAUCUGCUCGUCAACAUCGCGUACUUCACGGUUGUCCCUCUAGAAGAGAUCAGACAGAGCAAAGAGCUCAUCGCAGCAUUGUUUUUUGAGAAGAGUUUCGGGCCAAGUUGGGGCAAGACAGUGCUCCCGCUCGCUGUAGCACUGUCGGGGGCCGGCAAUGUCAUGGUGGUGACAUUUGCUUUGGCUCGACUGAACCAGGAAAUCGCACGACAAGGCUUCCUCCCUUUUUCAAAUAUUCUCGCAUCCACCGAACCCUUCAAUGCGCCCAUGGGUGCUCUCAUAGUGCACUACAUUCCUUCGCUCUUGGUGAUUGCACUGCCUCCUUCCAAUGAAGUCUAUUCGUUCAUACUAGAAGUGGAGGGCUACCCAGGAACCAUAUUCGCACUGGCGCUCUCUAUCGGGCUAUUGUACUUACGACAGAAACGUCCAGACCUCAAGCGACCAUUCAGAGCCUGGAAAAUCGCUCCUGUAUUCAGGAUUAUACUCUCUUUAGCAUUGCUGGCCGCACCUUUCUUUCCCCCAAAAGAGAAGCCCACUGGUGGAAUUUGGUAUGCUACAUACGCAGUUGUUGGUGUUAGCAUCAUUCUGUCUGGAGUUGUCUACUGGUACGUGUGGACUGUGCUUAUCCCUAAAUGGAAAGGGUACAGGCUGGAGGAAGAAACGAGCGUUCUGGCGGACGGAACGAGCGUCACCACACUCAUACACGUGCCGAAAUAGAUCAGCAAUGUUGCAAGCAUCGUAGCGCGAUUCCAUAGUAUCUUUCGUUGCAGCAUCACAUCUUAGCGAGCAUCACACCGCUGGAAUUGCGC